AGGGCUGCCCAGGAAAAUCUGGCGACGGAAUGGGCUGCUGUUUGAGUCAGCAAGAUUGUGUCUCAAAAGGAGGCAUGGCAUCCGGUAACUGUGCUGCAGGAUUCGGCGUUUGUUGCGUCAUUGUCGUUACAGGAUGUAGCGGGACGGUGGCGAAUAAUUGCACUUAUGUCCGGAAUGACGGAUUUCCUGGUUCGGACUCAAAGAAUGGCAGAACUUGUACGGUGGCAAUCAAUAGGAUCGCAGACGCCAUCAAAAAUCUUCCAUUCGUGGUGGGUGUGCGGACUUUGCCCAGUGCUGGAGAUUCUCAGGCGGAUUUGGGUGGAUUCAGCCUGGAUUAUCGACAACAACCAUGCUAAGAAGAUUCUCAAAUGAAACCGGAAACUAACUUCUCAAUAUUCAAGUUCAUCAAUUGUUCGUUAUGUCAAGUGCUUUAUUGAUUCUAUGAAUUAAAAACCAUUUUAGGUA
Molecule: messenger RNA, 465 nt
Organism: Tigriopus californicus
Lineage: Eukaryota; Metazoa; Arthropoda; Copepoda; Harpacticoida; Harpacticidae
Source: RefSeq, a predicted model, not a curated record